Molecule: messenger RNA, 279 nt
Organism: Ustilaginoidea virens
Lineage: Eukaryota; Fungi; Ascomycota; Sordariomycetes; Hypocreales; Clavicipitaceae
Exons: 1
Coding region: 1-279 (92 amino acids)
Source: RefSeq, a predicted model, not a curated record
AUGUUUCACAGAUGCCCUCAACAGUUUCCGUUUGGAGUUUGGCAGUCUGGCAGUCAUGGUUUCAAGAUGGGCGGACAAGUCAUUACGUCCUCGUCUUGUCCCCCGGACACAAGCACUGCCGCGAGCCGUGAGGGUUUGCGAGCAACCACAGUUACGCGGAGAAUCAUUCGCUUGCCCGGAAAGAAAAAGGGAGAGCCCGAGAAUCGGCCUACGCGAGUCCGGAUUCUGCGGCUGCGCAGUUUGGUCACGAUUGUCGCAGCAAGGCUGCAAGUGAGGUAG